Molecule: messenger RNA, 540 nt
Organism: Hibiscus syriacus
Lineage: Eukaryota; Viridiplantae; Streptophyta; Magnoliopsida; Malvales; Malvaceae
Product: EG45-like domain containing protein
Exons: 3
Coding region: 16-444 (142 amino acids)
Source: RefSeq, a predicted model, not a curated record
CUUCAGUUAGCAAAGAUGCAGACCCGCCAAUGGCCGGUAUUUCAAUUUGUAUCUUACCUCUUUGUUCUUUCCCAGCUUUUCUAUUUCUCCCAUGCCGAUGUUGGCACUGCCGCCCGAUACACGCCACCCUAUUUACCGACGGCGUGUUAUGGUGAUGAUCAGACCCAGUUUCCAUCGAGCAAUUUGUUCGCAGCAGCUGGAGAUGGGAUAUGGGACAAUGGAGCAUCCUGCGGGAGACAAUACCUGGUACGGUGCAUCAGUGCUUCGCAGCCUGGGACUUGUGUUCCCGACCAGACCAUCCAAGUCAAGAUCGUCGACUAUGCUCCCACCGCACAGUCUCCGCCUUCAACUCAAUCCACCACCAUUGUCUUGUCCGAGACGGCUUUUGGUGGGAUUACCGACAUAGCUGUUAACUCUAUCAACAUAGAAUUCCAACAGGUUUGAGGAUAUGGAAGGGUUUAAGCCUUUUACAUUCAAGGUACUUGAUGGAAGAAAAGGAACCUAUGUGUUUGUGCGUGUAUAAUCUACAAAUCUGCAAUG